AUGGUGAUGCCGUUCUAUGCGCUCAUGAUUUCCAAGCCAAACAGUCGAGUGACUCGAAAUUUGAUGGAGAGUAAACUCCUGUGGUUGAUUUUAGGGGUUUUAUAUAUCGUCGCGGCGUAUUUGAGUUUGAACAGCGAAGAUGUCGUUCGAGCCAUUCUCAACGCGUUUACUCAACAACAAGGUGGUAAUACCGCUGUCUCUGCCGCGGCAGCGGCAGGGACCAGUGCCGAACCUUUCAUCUCGCGAUGUUUAACGCUCUUUUCAAAUUUCAUGUCGACCCCGGAAACCGCGUGCGCGUCAUGGCUGCACUUGAUUUCUUUAGACGUAUUUUUAGCGAGAGGCGUUUUCUUAGACGCCAUGGAAUGGGGAACGCCGUGUAGACACUCGGUACUGUUGUGUUGCAUGUUUGGCCCGCUGGGUGUACUGGCGCACGCGUUUACUAGAUAUGCUCACAGAACAAUCGAUUCGAUGUUUGCGUGA
Bathycoccus prasinos is the source of this 480-nucleotide messenger RNA. RefSeq lists its product with no specific name. The record is from RefSeq and is a predicted model, not a curated record. Bases 1 to 480 code for a protein of 159 amino acids. The transcript has a single exon. Lineage: Eukaryota; Viridiplantae; Chlorophyta; Mamiellophyceae; Mamiellales; Bathycoccaceae.